GCGCGGUAGUGGAAUGCUGACGACACGUUUGUCGUCUGGUUUGUGAUCUACACUAUUUUUGUUAUUCUUGUGGAUAAGAAUGAUCAGAAUAAGUGGGAACACUGUAAUACCUUUUGUCACAUGGGCAAAUACUCCACCUGAUCAUCAAAUAACAUCUAUUUUGUUAUCUGAAGAUGGAGAUACUGUCGCCACGGGGUCAGCGGAUGGUAACGUUAUCCUUUGGAGCCUCGGAAAUUCCUGCUCAUGUUCCCCAAAGUGGAUGCUCACUGGACACAAGUCCCUGGUUUCUAAUUUGUGCAUUGCAGGAAGAUCGCCUAUGACUGGCAAUAAAUUUUUCUUCAGCUAUUCAAUCAGUGGUGAAAUGGCUGUUUGGAAUUGGAAUGACGGCAAAUGCUUAGAAUUCAAAAUGGACACACGUUAUCGGCAUACAUACAUCAAAUCACAUCAAACAUGUUACCUUGACUAUCGUCUACUAUUUUGUUGUGGUCAAUAUGCACAUAUAAUUGUAUUGCAUGCUACUUCACUGGCUGUUCUAUUCACUCUAGCUUCAAAUUCACAACCGGAUUGGAUAUCUUCAUUUGUUGUUGUGACACAUCCAAAUCAACGAAAUGAAAUUGUGUUAGGUCUUUCAUGCUCCAAUCUUGCUAUAUUAUGGACAUUGGACGGUGAAGAAAUCCAAGUAGGUCGUUGCGUUCUUGUUUCAAUGAACUUUGGUUACUUGUUUGUUAUCAUGAUUUGUCGAGCAGUCGUCUCCUGGUCAAACUAA
Molecule: messenger RNA, 766 nt
Organism: Schistosoma turkestanicum
Lineage: Eukaryota; Metazoa; Platyhelminthes; Trematoda; Strigeidida; Schistosomatidae
Source: the annotation of a GenBank genome assembly